AUGGCGCCAUUGGUGGGAGCUGCAACGCCUAGCAGCGGCGAUUCCCCGCCGCCGGAUAGCGAUGAUUCCCAGCCGCCGGACGGCGAGGACAGCGAGGAAGAGGCUGAGGAGCAGGACGAGGAGGAGGAGGAAGAGUCUGAGGACGCGGUGGCCCGGGAGAAGGCGGACACGGACACGAAGGCGAAGCCGGUCGCUGCGGCGCGCGGCCGCGAGAUCAUCGACAUCGACGAUGACGAGGAGGAGGAGGAGGAGGGGGCGGAGGUAGUUGCCGACGCUGAGGUCCAGCUUGGCGAGGGCGGGGGGCUUGUCGUCAAGGAGGAGCCUCCCAGUGAUUCCGACUCCGGCGACGUGGACUGGGACGAGCUCGAGCGCCUCUACCCAAGCGACGAGGAGCGCAGUGGCAAAGCGAGCUAUGCUGGGGGUAGGAGGAGCGGCGGCCCCACUGGCUCUCCCGGCGGCGAAGUGAAGGGUGGGAGUAGCACUAGCGGGGGGGCCAGCACGGGUCGGCAAGAAGGUGCUUGUGAGGUAGCAGGCGAAGUGGAGAUGGAUCUGGAGGAUAAUGACGGUGCAGAGGAGGGGCAAGACCACCAAGAGGAAGAAGAUAAAGAUGAAGAGUACGAGGCGGAAGAGGAGGAAGAAGAAGACGACGACGAUGAAGAAACGGAAGAAGAUGAGGCGGGCGACGAGGAAUCUGAGGCAGGGGAAGGACCGGGCCGUCGCGGCGUGCCUAGCAAUGCCAGGGCGGCGGCCGGCGACAGCGCCACGGAGGUCUUCCUGAGGCGGAAGUUCGAAGGGUGGCUCAUCUCCAGGGUAGCGGACACCGCCAAUGACGCCGGCAGCACCGUCGCGGCACGGACGCGGUCACGCCGGAGGUGCCCCAACAGGAAGCUGCUCAGGCGAGGCACCUGCAGCAAGCCGUACUGCGUCGACACGGCGUCGUCGGAGUCCGCCUGGGAGUCGUCAGAGGAGGACGUCGCGCCACCUCGUGCUCCAGCGCCGUCGUCCAGUGAGGAGCGUGAGCUGGGUGGCGGCGGCCGCGGCAGCUAUCGCAGAACGGUGACAGGGAAGAGACGUCGCCGUGGAAAGAAACCUGCCAACGGGGAUGACAGCUCUGAUUCCGGUGGUGGUCAGGGAGUGGCGGCCAAGAGGAGGGGAAAGUACAUGAAAAAUAAUGCUGAACUCGGCGGUGGUGGCGGCGAAGAUCGGGAAACGGCAGCGAGGAGGAGGGGGAAACGGCCCAUGGAUCCUAAUGCUGCUGCUGAUGGACAUGGUGACGACGAUGAGUCGGACGGACCCUUUGCCAGGAAGCCAAAAGGAAGCUACGUCUUCAAGAACAAGGAUGGAUUCGGCGAUGUUACCUUCAAGAAUAGCUCCCUUGUCAUUCCGAGGGGGCAGGGCCGCCGGGAGCGAGAGACCUACGACGAUCUGCUCGACACCAUUUUCGAGGGAAUCGAGAACUACCACAACGGCUCUGCUCCGCAGGAUGCCUCUGUUCCUCCUGCACAAGGACAGGGAUGCGACACGUUGCCUUUGAUCUUCUCAUUCGAGGAUGAAGAAGAGGUGGUGGUAGAGAAGACAGAUCAUGAAGAGGUUGUGGACGAGCUGUUUGCAGACUGGGAUAACCUCGUCCUCGAGGAGCAAGAGCAAUACAACGAUGACCCUGCCCAUACCCACGACAAGGAUGAAAAGAGCAAUAUGCAUGAAAUUCCUGCUGAUGGAGCAACUUCAUGCAGAUGCAAGCCAGGGAAACAUGUUCUCUUUCUUGAUGACCAAAUAGGUAUUAGAUGCAAAAUCUGCGAUUAUAUUGAAAUGGAAAUUCGAGACGUAUUCCCCGCUAUGAUGAAGGACUUUGCGGACAGGGAACCGGCAGCUGACCGGGAGUUGGACUUGCUCUUUGAUGAUAUCCUAAAAUCAAUUGGACAUGAAGGAGCGAGUGACGUCGGUGGUCACAAAACUGGCGUUGUCUGGGAUCUCAUUCCCGGGGUACGCGAAGACAUGUUUCCACACCAGCAGGAAGGAUUUGAGUUCAUGUGGAAAAGACUUGCAGGGGGAAUCGACAUUGAACAGCUGAAGCAGACCAUGAACAGUGAUACUACAAGUGGCUGUGUGAUUUCUCAUGCCCCAGGGACCGGCAAGACCCGGCUAGCAAUUACAUUUGUGCAAUCUUACCUGGAGAUAUUCCCGCACUGCAGGCCAGUGAUAAUUGCUCCCAGGGGUAUGCUGGCUACAUGGGAGCAGGAGUUCAGAAAAUGGAAGGUGAAGCUCCCUUUCCAUGUGCUGAGUUCUAGUGAUAUUCAGUGGAGUGAAGACAAGACCAUCCAGAAACUGGUUUCACGAGAUGAAAGUCUGCGGCAGAAGUUGUCUGCGAACAAACUGAGCCAGAAAUCUACGCUAAUGCUGAAGCUGGCAUCCUGGUAUGAAGGCAGCAGCAUCAUUGGUCUGAGCUACUCGCUUUACAGGAAUCUUGCCAAGGGUGAAGGCACUGACGGAAAAACGGUGAGGAAUCUUCUUCUUGAGAAGCCUGGCUUGUUGGUCCUCGAUGAGGGGCACACACCAAGGAACAAGAAGAGCCUAAUCUGGAAAGUCCUUGCAGAAGUCAGCACCGAAAAGCGGAUAAUUCUAUCAGGGACUCCAUUCCAGAAUAACUUCCUAGAGCUCUAUAACAUCUUGUGCCUGGUUAAACCGAAAUUUGCAAGGGAUUUUGCUUGUACAAGACUCAGCAAGAAAGGACAAUCAAGAGCAGCACCUCAGGUGGAGGAGGAUGAAGGCAAGGAAUUCUGGACUUCACUGAGGAUAGGUAACAUAACAGAUGAACAUAUCCGUGAAAUACGGGAAAAGCUGGACCCUUUUGUGCACAUACAUAAUGGUGACAUUCUUCAGAAGUCUCUUCCUGGACUGAGAGAAUCUGUUGUGAUUCUGAACCCUCUUCCCCGUCAGAAGGAAAUCAUCGCAAUGAUGGAGAAAAGUGCAGGGAAGGGUUUUCUUGAUGCAGAAUACAAGAUAUCUCUUGCAUCCAUACACCCGUUCCUUGUCACGGGCACAAAACUGUCAGACGAAGAAGCAUCUAUUGUGGAGAAGAUGCAGAGUGUACGGCUGAACCCAAGCGAAGGAGUCAAGACAUGGUUCGUCCUGGAGAUUGUCUGUCUUUGCGAAGCAUUGAAAGAAAGAGUGCUCGUGUUCAGCCAGUACCUUGAACCACUGGCCUUGAUCAUGGAUCAGCUGACCAGAAAGUUUAAAUGGACUGAAGGCAGGGAGAUCCUAUUGAUGAGUGGAAAUGUGCGUGUGAAACAGCGCGAAGCCUUGAUGGAAGCCUUCAAUGACAUGAACAGCGAGGCUAAGGUGAUGCUUGCAUCAACCAAGGCCUGUUGCGAAGGCAUAACUCUUGUUGGUGCAUCGCGUGUCGUUCUCCUCGAUGUCGUGUGGAAUCCUUCUGUUGGAAGGCAGGCGAUUGGCCGAGCCUAUAGAAUCGGUCAGGAGAAGAUUGUGUACACAUACAAUCUGAUCGCAGAAGGAACAAAGGAGAAGGUCAAAUAUGACAGACAAGCUUCGAAGGAUCACAUGUCCAAACUACUGUUUUCAAAUGAACUGCAGACUACAGGGAGCAACCAGGCACAAGAAAUGUUCGAUGACAGGGUUUUGGAAACUAUGACUGGACGCGAAGACCUCAAAGACAUGUUUGUGCAGAUUUCGCAUUGA
Messenger RNA from Lolium rigidum, 3696 nucleotides. Its product is annotated as SNF2 domain-containing protein CLASSY 3-like. Gene Ontology annotation, biological process: gene silencing by siRNA-directed DNA methylation. Gene Ontology annotation, molecular function: ATP-dependent chromatin remodeler activity; ATP binding. The transcript is spliced from 4 exons. The record is from RefSeq and is a predicted model, not a curated record. The coding region runs from base 1 to 3696 and encodes 1231 amino acids. NCBI's taxonomy places the organism in Eukaryota, Viridiplantae, Streptophyta, Magnoliopsida, Poales, Poaceae.